CAAGAUGGCGGCGUCGAGGGCCAUGGCGGCGUCCCGGGCCUUGCUGGUGCCCAGGCGGCGGCCUCUCUGGCGUUUAGCUGAGGCGUUUUUUGUCGGCGGCGACGCCAGGAGGCUGAUAAGUACGGGAGAGAAGAGGUUCAGAAGUGCUCAGGCAGCUGCACAAGUGGCUUUAAAUGUCCCCGAGACACGAGUCACAUCUCUGGAAAACGGACUCCGAGUAGCUUCCGAGGACUCCGGGCUCUCAACAUGCACGGUCGGGCUUUGGAUUGAUGCGGGAAGCCGAUAUGAGAAUGAGAAGAAUAACGGGACGGCUCAUUUUCUGGAGCACAUGGCUUUCAAGGGCACGAAGAAGAGGUCCCAGCUGGACUUGGAGCUUGAGAUUGAGAACAUGGGUGCCCACCUCAACGCCUACACCUCCAGAGAGCAAACGGUGUACUAUGCAAAAGCUUUCUCCAGGGAUUUACCAAGAGCCGUGGAAAUCCUGGCCGAUAUCAUACAGAACAGCACGCUGGGAGAAGCCGAGAUUGAGCGGGAGCGGGGCGUCAUCCUCCGGGAGAUGCAGGAAGUGGAAACCAACUUGCAGGAAGUUGUCUUCGACUAUCUUCACGCGACAGCCUAUCAAAACACCGCCCUGGGCCGCACGAUCUUAGGGCCGACCGAAAACAUCAAGUCCAUAAACCGCACUGACUUAGUGGAGUACAUCACCACACAUUACAAAGGAUCGAGAAUAGUCCUUGCUGCAGCUGGAGGAGUGUGUCAUAAUGAGCUGCUCGACCUGGCCAAGUUUCACUUCGGUAACUUGCUCCCUGCGCACAAAGGAGGAACUCCAGCCCUCCCGGAGUGCAAGUUCACUGGGAGCGAGAUUCGCGUGAACGGUGACAAGAUGCCCCUGGCCCACAUCGCGGUUGCCGUCGAAGCCGUGGGUUGGUCUCACCCCGACACCAUCCCUCUGAUGGUCGCCAACACCCUGAUCGGGAACUGGGACCGUUCUUUCGGAGGAGGAGUGAAUUUGUCCAGCAAACUUGCUCAGAUCGCCUGUCACGGCAACCUGUGUCACAGCUUCCAGUCAUUUAACACUUGCUACACAGAUACGGGACUCUGGGGACUCUAUCUGGUCUGUGAACCCACCACCGUGGCUGACAUGCUGGACUGCGUCCAAAGAGAAUGGAUCCGACUCUGCACAAGUGUCACUGAAAGUGAGGUUGCUCGAGCCAAGAACCUUUUAAAAACAAACAUGCUGUUGCAGCUUGACGGUUCCACUCCUAUCUGUGAGGACAUUGGUCGGCAAAUGCUGUGUUACAACCGGAGGAUCCCCAUCCCGGAACUGGAAGCGAGAAUUGAAGCUAUUGAUGCCCAAAAUCUACGAGAAGUGUGCACCAGAUACAUUUAUGAUAAGCGCCCCGCCAUUGCUGCUGUUGGUCCCAUUGAACAGCUACCAGAUUAUGAUCGAAUUUGUAAGGGCAUGGUCUGGCUUCGUGACUAAGAUGGUGAAGGAAAUCUAUAAUUUAAGAAACGUAUGGGGUUUAGCGACUCUCUUUGUAAGAUCAGUGGGUGGGAAAAACUUAUCCCCUCCCCGAAAGCCCCUCCGCACCCUGCUGAAGACCUGCAGCCCUGUUUCUUCAAGUUUCAGGAUGAUUAUAAAUAUCAAUAAACCUUUAAAUACUUCA
This is a messenger RNA of Tachyglossus aculeatus (Australian echidna), 1667 nucleotides long. RefSeq names its product peptidase, mitochondrial processing subunit beta (gene PMPCB). NCBI's taxonomy places the organism in Eukaryota, Metazoa, Chordata, Mammalia, Monotremata, Tachyglossidae. The transcript has 13 exons. The record is from RefSeq and is a predicted model, not a curated record. Gene Ontology annotation, cellular component: mitochondrion. Gene Ontology annotation, molecular function: metal ion binding; metalloendopeptidase activity. Bases 5 to 1483 code for a protein of 492 amino acids.